Molecule: messenger RNA, 669 nt
Organism: Lactuca virosa
Lineage: Eukaryota; Viridiplantae; Streptophyta; Magnoliopsida; Asterales; Asteraceae
Source: the annotation of a GenBank genome assembly
AUGGAGGGUUGUGAUCAAAACAAGGUAUUUGUGGGAGGAUUAUCAUGGGAGACAACAGAGGAUGUGUUGAGAGAACACUUCAGAAAGUAUGGAAAGGUUAUGGACGCUGUAAUUGCUAAAGAUAGAAUCACUGGUACCUCUCGUGGAUUUGCGUUUGUUUCCUUCUCUGAAGCAUCGGCUCUGAAUGAACUUCUUCUUAAUACUCAUACGAUUCUUGGGAGAACGGUUGAAGUGAAAAAGGCUGUACCAAGACACGAAUACAACCAAAACAGAUUAAAUAAAAAGGUUAAAACUAACGAUGUUGUUAUUAGCAACAAUAAUAUAAAAAUUAAGAAGAUUUUUGUAGGGGGAUUCUGUAUGAAACAAAUACCAAAAGAUGAUAAUGGUGGUGUUGGUGGUGGGAAUGGAAUCAGCAAUUACCUCUCUGGUGGGAAUGGAAUAGGCAAUUACUUUGUUCCUGUUUAUGGUGGUUAUCCUUAUGGUUAUUAUGGAGGGUUUAACUAUGGUUUGGGUCCAUGGGGUUACCCAUAUCAUGUGGGUGUUUAUCCUAGUUACAUGAAUAAUGGAUACGGAUUAAUGGGUAUGGGUGGGAUUAUGGGGUCUAUGUCAAAUGGAAAACCGAUUCAACUCAGUGAGCAACAUGGAGCAUCUUCUGAGAUUUGUAGAUAA